GCUGCACAGACGCAGAAGAAGCACGCGGACACACACACUCUCUCUCUACUCUCUCCUCCUCCAACGUUCUCCUCCUCUUCCUCGUCUUCCCCACCAGGCCGUCGUCUUUCGGAGACCGACGAUGACGAAGGACGUGGUUGCAGAGCCGGAGCCGCACCACCAUGGGAAGGACUACGUCGACCCUCCCCCGGCUCCGCUCAUCGACCCCGGCGAGCUCAAGCUCUGGUCCUUCUACCGUGCGGUCAUCGCGGAGUUCGUCGCCACCAUGCUCUUCCUCUACGUCACCAUUGCCACCGUCAUCGGCAACAACGCGACCACCGCGGCCAAACCUUGCGGAGGCGUCGGCACCCUCGGCGUGGCUUGGUCCUUCGGCGGCAUGAUCUUCGUUCUCGUUUACUGCACCGCGGGCAUCUCAGGAGGGCACAUAAACCCCGCGGUAACGUUCGGGCUGUUCCUGGCGAGGAAGGUGUCGCUGGUGAGGGCGGUGGCGUACAUGGUGGCUCAGUGCCUCGGGGCCAUCUGCGGUGUCGCCCUUGUGAAGGGAUUGACUGGUUCCUUGUACAAGCUCAACGGCGGCGGGGCGAACAUAGUUAGCGCCGGCUUCACCAAGGGCACCGGCUUCGCAGCGGAGUUACUUGGUACCUUCUUCCUCGUCUACACCGUCUUCUCCGCUACUGACCCCAAAAGAAACGCCCGUGACUCCCACGUGCCUGUCCUGGCGCCAUUGCCAAUCGGCUUUGCAGUGUUUAUGGUUCAUAUCGCCACCAUCCCCAUCACCGGAACGGGCAUCAACCCGGCCAGGAGCCUCGGCGCUGCUGUUAUCUACGACAACGAAAAGAUUUGGAACGAGCAUUGGAUAUUCUGGGUUGGCCCAUUCGCCGGAGCGGCUGCAGCAGCUGCGUACCAUCAAUACGUGCUGAGAGCGGCAGCGGCCAAGGCCUUGGGCUCCUUCCGCAGCGGCGGCGGCGGCCGCCACAUUUAAAAGCCUCUUUAUUAUACAGCAGGAGGGCUUCACACUGAGCCAUUUGCUAUUGAUUUUUUUUUCACAUAUACACCGCUCCUGCUUCUCCUUCUUUAUUGGGUUGUUGUUAAUUAUUGUCCUUGUAUGAUUUUAGCGUGGUUCCCUGUCUUACUGGAGUGUUCAUGAAGACAGUUUGCGAAUAGUUUUGUUUCUAAUCAUUCUCUGUACUCUUGUGUGCUGUCAUCUUUCUGUAUCAUGUAUUCUUUGGGACUAUAAUGCGUUUGGCAGCAGUAGACUCCUUUUCUUA
Nymphaea colorata (pocket water lily) is the source of this 1268-nucleotide messenger RNA. Its product is annotated as probable aquaporin PIP2-8. Gene Ontology annotation, molecular function: water channel activity. Gene Ontology annotation, biological process: transmembrane transport. The record is from RefSeq and is a predicted model, not a curated record. The transcript is spliced from 4 exons. The coding region runs from base 122 to 982 and encodes 286 amino acids. Gene Ontology annotation, cellular component: plasma membrane. Lineage: Eukaryota; Viridiplantae; Streptophyta; Magnoliopsida; Nymphaeales; Nymphaeaceae.